CAGCUCUAGCCAAUCAAUCCUUUUCACAUUGUUUUGAAUUCUGAAGCGUCUGCUAUUAUUGUUUGUUUAUAAAUCCAUUGAAUGGUCUGUAAAAUGUGUUAGCAAUCUGUUCGAUUAUAAAGAUGUAGCGAUUAGUCAUGGCUAUUUUUAUUCAUGAAGAAUUUUUAGAUCAAAUGGAAAACAAAUAUGUCUAAAAAGCUUGUUGAUAAAAGAAGCGUUGAUGUUUUCAAUUUGGAAUUUUUGAAUGAACAUGUUAAUAAAGAAAGAACACAAUGGAACUCUAGUUCAAGUAAUGAAGAAUCAUUUUUGGACUCCAGAUCUGAAGUUUUGUGGUCCAGAGAAAAAAAUGAGCUAUUUUCAGAAAAUGACUUUUUUAGAGGUUUUUGUGAGAGUUUUUCGGACUUAACAGAACGAAGUAAUAGCUCUUGCUCUUGGCACAAUGAUGAUUUUGACAUGAAUUCAAGCAUUAAAGUAAAAUUAUCUUUAGACGCAAUAGAGGAUGCACUGUAUGAACAAAAACAGUCAAAUUUAAUCAGCAAAACAGUUUUUCAAGAAUGUUGUGAAUGGGCAAAGAAAUUUUCUUAUUUUAGAUUGAAAGGAGAACAAAUAGUUAAACCUGUUGAUGACAAAGCUGAAUUAUACUCAGUUGAAGAAAAUGGAAAAUCUUAUCAUGAAAAUUCAACAUCUGGUUUACAAAUUCAAGGUGUUAAAAUGGCUAUUCAUGCAAGUGAAAAGCACUUGAUUAAAGCACACUGUGUCAAUGACUUUGAUAACUUGGAAGAAGAACAGGAUUACUUUAAAGAAAACUUUGAUGGUGAUGAAGAAGAAUGUUUUGCAUUAGAUAAUAGAAUUGCAUAUGAGCAAAUUUCUCCACCUCCUUUUUUAAAAAGUGAAAUACCAAGUAUCCAAUCUGUUGAAACAGUGCAAGAAAAAAUCGUCGAAAAAAUAGCUUUUGAAAUUUGGCCUAAGGUGCUUGGAAUUCUACAGAAAACAAAAAGUUCCCAUGUACCUGAUAUUUUUGAAGAUUUCCAACUGCCACCCAUAGUUACAGCUCUACAGCAGAGGAAGAUUCCACAACAUAGACCGAAGACUGAAGGAACCGAUCUGUCAGUGAGUGAUUUUCCCAAACUGAGCAGCAUUUUGACUAUAACUCCAAAAAUUUUGCAAAACAAACAAGACUAUGUAAGUAGAUCUUCAAGACCUAAUUCAGAAAUUCAUUUGUCUCGCAGAAAUUACACAGUUCCUAUCCCAAGAAGAAAAAACGAAUCUUCAAAAGUGUAUUCUAAUGUUUCUAAAUUCAAUAAAUAUCAACAAACCACCAUUUCUAGUUCAAAACAAAUUGUAAAAGGAGAAACAGAUUACUUAAGCACAUCUUCACUGUUACCAGCAUUAGAAGAGGAUGCUCCAGAUACUUCUGUUAUAUUAAGGGGAUUCAGUCUGGAACCAGAAUUUAAAAAUAUAUCAUCUACUAAAUGUGAAACUAUACAUCUUUCAAAAAAAUCGGAAUGCUUCCUUCCACCAAUUGAGAGAAAAAGUCCUGUACCUGCAAAUGUAAAAUUAACUAGAAAUUUAUUUACAUUCUUUGGAACACCUUUAAAAUUUGAUAAGCAUGAAGGAAAUGUAUCUGCAAUUCAGCCUACUUCAAGACCUUGUACCAGUGUGUCAAGAAAGAGUACAAAGUUUUCUGGAAAUGUGAAUAUUAAACAAAAUGAUGGGCAUUCUUCAAUUAAAAAAACUAGUUUAACAGACAUGAAGACAGUAACUGAAAAUAAUCCAUGCAAGCAAGUUACUUUGUUUCCUAUUGUUACAUCACUGACAACUGAAAAAGAGAGAAACCUCACUAGUGCUAAAAGAGGUCUCCUCAAUACAUUUGUCAGUGGAAAGAAAAGAUGACAGUACUUUGCAGAAAUUUCAGCAAAAUGUAUAUAUGUUAAGAAAAUCUAUUUUCAUAUUAAUGCCUCCUAUGGAGGGAAUUUUUUGUUAUGGGAGAGAAUAAACAUUACUUUUGAAUUUUU
Argiope bruennichi is the source of this 2015-nucleotide messenger RNA. RefSeq lists its product as uncharacterized. The record is from RefSeq and is a predicted model, not a curated record. The transcript is spliced from 16 exons. Bases 187 to 1893 code for a protein of 568 amino acids. Lineage: Eukaryota; Metazoa; Arthropoda; Arachnida; Araneae; Araneidae.